Lytechinus variegatus (green sea urchin) is the source of this 2479-nucleotide messenger RNA. RefSeq names its product E3 ubiquitin-protein ligase TRIM31-like. Bases 98 to 2110 code for a protein of 670 amino acids. Gene Ontology annotation, biological process: positive regulation of DNA-templated transcription. Lineage: Eukaryota; Metazoa; Echinodermata; Echinoidea; Temnopleuroida; Toxopneustidae. The transcript has 2 exons. The record is from RefSeq and is a predicted model, not a curated record. Gene Ontology annotation, cellular component: nucleoplasm; chromatin. Gene Ontology annotation, molecular function: ubiquitin-protein transferase activity; zinc ion binding.
AGUGUAAAAAUGGCUGACAUUACGAAGCUGCGAUACUCGCCGCAAUGAUCUAAUUGUAAAACUUGGUUUCAUCGAGUCGUUCUCUUUCUUUCAAGAUAUGCUCGAUGUAUACCUCAGUCAUUUUAGCAGUGUUAGACUGAGUUUUGGACAGGGGACUGCAAUGGCCACCAAACCAGAUUCGGUCCAGGGAUUGCACUGUCCAAUGUGUCUCGAUGUCAUCAGGGACGCGACCAUCCUCUGCUGUGGACAUUCCUUUUGCAGGGACUGCCUGGAAGCAUAUGACAAACAGCACAAGGACCUGAAACACAUUGUCUGUCCAGUCUGCAGGAAGUCCACCAAGCUUGACAAGGACCGCAUCGCGGGAUUAACGCCCAACUUCCUGGCCAAGGGACUUGAGGAUAUCCUAAAGGUCGAAGACGGAGAAAAUAUUGAAGACGCGUGUUCAAAAGUCUGUCCAGUGCACAGUGACAUCUACCAAGAUAUAUACUGUCAGGCUUGUACUAAGUUCAUCUGUCUCUCAUGUUUUAUUGACUCUCAUCAAGGUCAUAAGAUUAAGAAAAAGGAGGAGCUUGAGCGGGAGCUAAAGAUCAGGAAAGAAGCUGUUCUGCAGAGAAGCAAGAUACGAAAGACUCAACUUGAGAAGCAUUUGAGUGAAGCUGACCAACAAAGAGAGCAACUGAAAUCCCACCUGGGUAGUUUGGAGAUGAAAGUCAUGGAUUCCUUUGCCAUCAAAGUUGAUAUUCUUCAGCGAAAUAAAGAAGAGUUGCUAGAAAAGAUAAAGGGUCUCAAAGUAACUUCUGACAGGGUGUUCGGGCAUUGCGUUUCUCAGUGGAGGGAAGUGAUGGACAGGAUAGACCAGUCUAGCAAACUUUUGAUAAGUCAUUCAAAGAAGCAUCUUGAUCCGAAUAUGAUUGAAGGGGACAAUCUUAAAUGCGACGAUCUAGAAAAAGCAUUGGCUGAAACGGCGGGUGAGGAAACUUCAGCUUGUGCAGCACAAUUAUUGAAUGAUGUAGCGGCCCUACAAUUCAGUCCUGCUGAUGAUAAGCUUCUUGACCUAGGCUGUAUGGAUUCUGGUCAGAAGGACAAUUUGAAUGGCAGUCAGAACAUGAAUGUGGCUUCUUUAGUAUCUGAAGAGUCCAGUGUUCCGCAGGCUAGCAGUACAGAAACCUUGAAUUUUCUUCUGAAUCCCGUGAAAGAAGGAAAGGGAAAAAGGAAACGUUUGAGGUACAGGAAAAGAGGUAAGCAAGCUACAAGGAUUGAUCCCCCAUUUCCAGAAUAUGUGCGGCUUUCAAAGUCUAUGAAAAUUGUUAUGGCAAGGGGCUUCUCUUCCCAGGAAGGUCGCUUGUUUGGACUUGCAGCUCUCACAAAAGAUUCAGUUGUUCUCGGUUAUGCCAUGGACCGAAAGGGUUGUGACCGCUUCACUCUCUCUGGUAAUGAGUCUCCAUACUUUGGUAGUCAGGUAGGCGAUGUCUAUGAUGUGGCAUUCCUGUCUGAUGGUCGGACCAUCAUCUCAAAGCACGGAAAUGAGUUCUUUCUAUACAGCUCCUGUUCCAGUAAUGGAGUUAGAUUUACUUUGAAGCAACCUGAUGGGGGAUUCGUUCGAGUAUGCACUGAUAUUCAUGAUAACAUUUAUGCUGUCAAUAUCAAUCACGAGAUCUGCAUCUUCCGCGCCAGUGACGCUAACCCACAGAAAGUGAUCCCCACCGGGGGAAUCCGGCCAAAGCAGAUCAGCGUUACCAAGACUGGCAUAAUGAUCACCACUACCGGAGACAUCCAACCUAGCACGGUCACAGUCUUUGACCAGGAAGGGCGUGCCGGAACCUCCAUCGUCGCUACAAAGGACUUUGAGUAUGUGUACGCCACAGUGGACAGCCAGGACCGCGUCUUGGUAGCCACAGUGCACAGUGGUUCAGACAAGAUAGUACUAACCAGGUACAGGUUGCAGGGUCUCCAGCUUGUAAAGGAAGUGAUCUUUGCUCCUGUUACAAUGUCCUGUCCAAUCUAUUCCAGUAUGUUCUUGAGUUCCUUCUUUUAUAUUGUCAGCCUUAGCCCGGCCAUGGUUGCAGUUGCGACCAGGCACCAUCUCUACUUCAUAGAGCUUCAAGCGUAGCUAUGAUGUGUUCUGGUCGACUGUCCCCGACUCCCCUAGUCCAACUAAUGGUAUUCUCCACUCAUUCCAACAAAAGUUUCUCCAAACAGACCGAUGGUAUUUCAUUGGAAAUAGAAUAAUGGCUUUUGUCGGUCUAGAGUCUGUUUCAUCUGUAUGACGGCAGUUUAGCGCCAACCAUAGGGUUGCUGAACAUAACCCAUGAACGAUUUCAUUUCUUCAUGUUAGCAUUCUAGGUAAAGUGUGUUCUACCUUGUAUUCCAAGGACUGUGUCUUAUCUUUUCCUCUAUGUUUAAUUACUCUCUACCAAAUUGUUCCUAAUGUUGUAUGUUUCACCAAGUGCAGUGACUCCAAACCUACCUAUGGGAUGUC